Molecule: messenger RNA, 1471 nt
Organism: Fusarium redolens
Lineage: Eukaryota; Fungi; Ascomycota; Sordariomycetes; Hypocreales; Nectriaceae
Exons: 1
Coding region: 272-1270 (332 amino acids)
Source: RefSeq, a predicted model, not a curated record
CUGAAAUGUCAAUCAAAGAGAUUAAUCUCGACCUUUUUAUUCAAUGUGGCUUGCAGUAGUGAGGAAUUCGGGAGACACUCAGUGUUGUGGCGCAUUGCAAAUCUCCCUUUUUCUACGCCAACACUUUCAAAGGGUCAAAAUGUUUGAAGCAUCCCUUAAAGGGGAUUAUCUCCCUUUUCGACUAAAUAUGUAAUCCCCGCUACAAAUCCGAACCGCCAACUUUCUCCAUUUUCCAGACCCUCUUCAACUACUACCCUCUCCACGAGCAAGCAUGACGAUUAUCACAAGGAUACGCACCUCUAAGCCCAGGCGAGCUAUUCUCGUCACUGGUGGGGCCGGCUUUAUCGGCUCCCAUCUUGUUGAAGCUCUUCUUGCUGAGGGCGGUUGGAGAGUCGUCGUUGUUGACAACUUUGACGAGUUUUACUCCCCCGAGAUCAAGCGCGCCAACCUUGCACCCCAUCUUCUCAACCCGAAUCUUAAGGUUUACGAAGCCGACAUUGAAGAUCUCGAGGCCCUUCAGACUAUUUUCGCUGAUAAUGGCUUUUCCGCUAUUGUUCAUCUGGCAGCCCGCGCCGGUGUUCUUCCUUCUUUGAGCCAGCCCAACAAAUACUUCGAUACCAAUGUCAAUGGCACUCUGAACCUGCUUCAGUGUGCUAGAGAGUUUGGUGUCAAGCAGUUCCUUUUCGGAUCAUCUUCGAGUGUAUACGGUCUUGGUGCUAAAGCUCCUUUCUCCGAGAACUACAAGAGCACGCAACCUAUCUCGCCCUACGCAGCAUCCAAAUCGGCUGGUGAACUGCUUUGCCACACAUACUCUCAUCUCUAUGACAUUCGCUGCAUCUGCCUCCGUUUCUUCACCGUCUAUGGCCCCCGUCAGCGCCCAGACCUUGCAAUUCACAAGUUCACGAGGCUCAUCCACCAAGGCAAGCCCAUUCCUCUCUUUGGAGAUGGCUCCUCGCGUCGAGAUUAUACUUAUGUCGAUGAUAUCAUCGAUGGCAUCUUCGCUGCCCUUAAGUAUGAUGGAUCUGGCUACGAGAUCUUCAACCUUGGAGAGUCGCAGACAAUUCAGUUGAGAGAUCUCAUUGGUGCUCUUGAGGAUACUCUGGGACGCAAGGCGCGCAUUGAUAGAAAGGGAGAGCAAGCCGGCGAUAUGCCCAUUACUUAUGCUGACAUCUCCAAGGCGGGGGCUAUGCUUGGAUACAAGCCCAAGACACAGGUCCAAGAGGGUGUUGUCAAGUUUGUCGCUUGGUAUCUCAGUCAAUGUGGCCCCUGAUGCGGGACCUUUUUCAUGUGUACUACAGGUGAUUGCUUCUAACGGUCCGAGGUUCGGGUUUUUGGGUAUACAAUAAUUAUGGAAUAAUGGAGUAUUUGCGUUUUGUUAGGUUUUCUUAGUCUGUCAGUCUUCAAUUAUAACGAUUGCAAACGCUAGAUAUCGACCAUGGUGACUUGCUCACUGUUGACUAGAAUAAGGAAG